AUUAAACAUGAUGAGUAGAGCUACAGGAAAGAAAAUAGUUGCCCAAGAUCAGAAAUCAAGAACAAGCCAGGAGACAAGAGCAGGGGCGGGAGUAGGAGAACAAGAACACGAACCAGGAACACCAAGAACUGGAAAGGAGGCUAAAGAGAAACGUGGCUGGGAUAAGAAAAUCCGGGAAAUGUCAAGAGAAAUGUCACAGUCCAGUAGAGAGGACGAUGGUGCACUAGUUGCAGGAAUACGCAUAUCUAAACAAAAUGUUGAAGAAAUCAGGGAUGUUUUUAUGGAAUUUGAUAUGGACGGAGAUGGGACAAUCACAACUAAGGAGCUUGGCACCGUGAUGAUGAGACUUAAUGAGUUCCCAACAGAACAAGAACUCAAGGUCAUGGUGGCCGAAGUCGACCAGGACAAGAAUGGAACAAUAGAACUAGACGAGUUUAUGGUAAUGAUGGCGCGAAGAAUUCGAGACAGUAAUACCAUCAGGGAGGUGUUUAAUGUGUUUGACUCAAACAGAGACGGGGUGAUUACAACUGAUGAGCUUAGAAAAGUGAUGCGAGGGCUUGGUGAAGAUCUAAACCAGGAGGAGCUGGAUGAGAUGAUGCGGUGGGCAGACCGGGACGGGGACGGGGUUGUGGGCGUGUCCGAGUUCUCCUCCCUGAUGUUUGAAACUGUUAGGACCUACUUCAGUUCCCAGGUAGUUCCGGUCUCUAAAGAAGAACCUUCUCCGGAGGCCAGUGCUUAAGAGAAUGUACAGUACAAUAGUACUCGAGCAGUUCAAAAUUACUCGAGCAGUACAGUAGUACUUGAGCAGUACAAAGAACUCGAGCAGUACAAAAGUACUCGAACAGUACAAUAGUACUCGAGCAGUACAAUAUUACUGGAGCAGUACAGUAGUACUCGAGCAGUACAAUAGUACUCGAGCAGUACAAUAGUACUCGAGCAGUACAAUAGUACUCGAGCAGUACAAUAGUGUACUCGAGCAGUACAAUAUUACUCGAGCAGUACAAUAGUACUCGAGCAGUACAAUAGUUCUCGAGCAGUACAAUAGUACUUGAGAGUCAGAACAGUAAAGUACAGUACAACUCUAAUCAGCUGACCUUGAUGGUUACAAAUUAGUAAAAUUAGGUAUCAAUUGAAUUAUUGAAUAGUUUUUGAUAACAUUAUGUUCGUUUUGAUCUUAGUCUGACAUUUUUCCCAGUAUUUGAGAAAAAAAUGUCAAAACAAUUGAAAAUAAAUUUGGGAUCAUAACGUACAAAAUAGUUUUAUAUCAAGAUUAUUCGAAGAAGUAAAAGACUAAACAAAAAACUGAUUUUUAUUUUUGUAAUAAUUCAGAGAAAUCAAGCCCCAUCUUUAAUGAAAAUGCAUUGAAAAUUGUCAACCACAGAAACUAGAAACUUUCAUAAACGCGGUUGAAAAGCAAUUGUGAUGUUAGUCGCGCGGUUUAAAAGUAAUUUCGGGCAAUCCCAAACAAAUGACAAAAGUUUGUUUGAAAUAAUUUUAAAGAUGGCGCCGGAUACUAGAACAGUUUUGAUAAAUAUCUGAGCGGGGGGUUAAUUAAAAUAGGAAUUUACAAAAGAAAUCAAACUAGAAACUUUUAUAAACGCGGUUGAAAAGCAAUUGUGAUGUUAGUCGCGCGGUUUAAAAGUAAUUUCGGGCAAUCCCAAACAAAUGACAAAAGUUUGUUUGAUAUAAUUUUAAAGAUGGCGCCGGAUACUAGAACAGUUUUGAUAAAUAUCUGAGCGGGGGGUUAAUUAAAAUAGGAAUUUACAAAAGAAAUCAAACUAGA
Eurytemora carolleeae is the source of this 1783-nucleotide messenger RNA. RefSeq names its product neo-calmodulin. Gene Ontology annotation, molecular function: nucleic acid binding; calcium ion binding; enzyme regulator activity. The transcript is spliced from 11 exons. Lineage: Eukaryota; Metazoa; Arthropoda; Copepoda; Calanoida; Temoridae. The coding region runs from base 8 to 739 and encodes 243 amino acids. The record is from RefSeq and is a predicted model, not a curated record.